Messenger RNA from Austrofundulus limnaeus, 1287 nucleotides. RefSeq names its product ras-related protein Rab-25. The record is from RefSeq and is a predicted model, not a curated record. NCBI's taxonomy places the organism in Eukaryota, Metazoa, Chordata, Actinopteri, Cyprinodontiformes, Rivulidae. The transcript has 5 exons. Gene Ontology annotation, molecular function: GTPase activity; GTP binding. The coding region runs from base 232 to 855 and encodes 207 amino acids.
UGCUCUGCCUGAAGCCCCGCCCACUGCAGCACAACAACCUGGAUCCACUGAGGGUGUCUGUGUUCAGUCAGGAGGCUGGUGAAGGGCAGACAGCCGCUGACGGGCGUCCAUGUGGCAUCUGUGACCGCCGGGUUCAAAGGUCAGGCUGGUUCAGGCUCAACAUCCUUUCCUCCUGCCUUCAGACUGCAGCAGACACACACCUGAGGGGGGGCGGUGCUGCAUGGACACAACAUGGGGUCAGAUGAAGCCUACAACUUUGUCUUUAAAGUGGUUCUAAUAGGAGAAUCUGGUGUUGGAAAGAGCAACCUGCUGUCCCGCUUCACUAAAAACGAGUUCAGUCACGACAGUCGGACCACCAUCGGGGUGGAGUUCAGCACACGCACCGUGCAGCUCAAUGGUUUCAUCAUCAAGGCGCAGAUCUGGGACACCGCGGGCCUGGAGCGGUACCGAGCCAUCACUUCUGCGUAUUACAGAGGAGCCGUUGGGGCCUUGUUGGUCUAUGACAUCACCAAGCACCUGACCUAUGAGAGCGUGGAGCGCUGGCUGAAGGAGCUGUACGUACACGCUGACCCUCACAUCGUGGUCAUGCUGGUGGGCAACAAGUCGGACCUGGACUCAGACAGGUCCGUGCCCGUGGAGGAGGCCAAAGAUUUUGCAGCAAAGAAAGGCCUGUUGUUUCUGGAGACCUCUGCUUUGCAGUCAACUAAUGUGGAAGCAGCAUUCAGCAUCAUUUUAUCAGAGAUUCACAAGAAGGUGAGCAGCAAGGAAGUGGUCCGAGGCUCCAUCAGUGCCGUGUCUCUGAACAGCUCCGGAGCAGAAAACACAGAGAAGAAGCCCUGCUGCAGGAACAUCUGACCCCAUCAGGGGGGCAUCAGGGCCAGUGGGGCAGCACCACCAAACAACGCUGAGGUGGAAUCUGACAGGAGGCGGGCAUCAAGGCAACCUCUGGUGCCAUCAUGAAUGGUUGACUGAUGCUGAUUUAAAAAGACUGAUCUCUGAGUUUGUUGAAGACUUGAUGUAACUGAAAACCAACGUCAGCUUUUAUAAAACUCUGCUCCCUCCUGAACGAAGGUCAAAAACACUAACCUUUUAUGAGAUGAUCUAUAAUUUAUAUGAAAAUUCUGAAAUAUAUAAACACAUCAAGUCAUAUUUAAUAUUUGAGACGGUACCUGGUUGAUUAAAUGUUUUCAUUAAAAUCAGCUGCUUGUUAUUUUAAAAUGAGGUCAAUGAGUGUAUUCUGGUUGUAUUUUUGGUGGCAAAAUAAAUAAUUUAUUUGAAAAAAAAGCA